Molecule: messenger RNA, 987 nt
Organism: Aplysia californica (California sea hare)
Lineage: Eukaryota; Metazoa; Mollusca; Gastropoda; Aplysiida; Aplysiidae
Source: RefSeq, a predicted model, not a curated record
UACCCAAUUGCAUAGGCUACCUAAACCGAAGACAGUGCCGGAAGUAUCCAGAAAAGAUUAGAUGAUAUACUAAUAAUGCUACAUAAUAUUAUGUACGGUGCAUGUCUUUGACCAGAUUUUGUCCGGAUCAUUCUUGUGGUGUUUUCUUAAAUGCUCUGCAAGUCUGAAAGUUAAAUAAAAAACAUGUUUAUGUAAUGCAGGCUGGAAUUUGUUUGGGGUUUUAGUCGUUAGGAUUAUUGAUUCUGGCAAUUCUAGCAGGUUGCCACCUUUAAUUAUUGCAGUUGAAAAUCUGGUUUUAUGUCAUUGAUGCUUGAAAAUACCUAUCAAGUACCGCAAAGAACCCUAAACAUGAAUACAUUUACAAACGAAUCUGCUAUGAUUUUAUUUCUCACGUUUCAUGUAAUGUUGGCAUUUCAUUAGUCCCAAGAUAGGUACUUAUGUCGGCUACUUGAAUGCGGUCACAGUCACAGUGGAAGGGAAUGAAUUAAUUGAUUCCAGGAACCGUCACACUGAAUGUUGCGGUAAAAAUGUGUCGAGUUAGAGAUUAUAUAACCUUCCCAAGAUGCUGGCGACCUGCGAUAACAUAUUAUUAUACCUGGAGUUGGGUUUGGCUGUUCUUCUUGCAGGAAGUCGAAGCAAAAGCAUUGAGGGUACCGCUUCCAGUGCAUGCGAGACGCAGACGACGAUACGCCUACGAGGACACACAUGAGUGGCCAGCUGACGGCUCAAUGGAUUAUGACUUUGAAGAACUACAAACGCGCCAAAAACUUAGCUGAGAUGAUGGGUCUGAAACUGGACUACGCCACGUACAUGAAAAUCCGAGACAGUCAUGAUCUUGAGGCUGGUGGGGGCUUUAACCCUAUGGGGAUGUAGGACGUCUGGCCGGGGUCGAAGAUGGACCAAAGUGAUCAUGAUCAUGACUUGUGUAUAUUAUGUCUUUAAAAAAAAUCGUAUUUGUGGGGAUUCUUAAAUAAAAUUCAAAGAUUA